UGUGGUACCAUAAGUUCCUUCCUCGUCUCUUCAAUAGAGUAGUGCAGAUGUGUUCUAUCAGCCCACACAGGGGAUGGCCUUCCACACAGCAUCACUUCCAACAGUAUCUCUGCACAUGUGGGUUGUGAGACAGCAGAGCUCCAGUGGAGAGAGUGUGUUAGCCUGAGUGAGCCCUGAGCCUACUGCAGGAGUUCUACACACAUCCAAGUCUUGCCUUAUCCAGCCCAAUCCAGCCAUUUUCUGACACGCCAAGCCCAGCCGAAACCAGCACAGCCCGAUCAAGCUCUUCACAACCCAGCCAUGGAUUCCAUGUCCUCCCUGAGCUCCUCAACCUCCUGCCCCUACCUGUACCUCUGGAGUAGCAACAUCACCAACAACAGCAGUAGAAGCAGUAUUAGCAACAAUGUGAUCCUGGAGCACUACAACCACACAGGGCGCCUGCAGCACCGCGGGCCCCGCCAAGGUGGCCUGAGCUUGGGUGCGACCCUCUCCCUCUUCAUCAGCAUCCUCAUCAUCCUGGAGAACCUGCUGGUCCUGGUGGCCGUGCUCUCCAGGAUCCGCAACAGCCACCGCUGGGUCUACGUGUGCAUCGCCAACAUCACCCUCAGUGACUUGCUGGCUGGGGCGGCCUACGUGGUCAACAUCUGCAUGUCUGGCAGCCAUACGUUCAGACUGAGCCCAGCUCUGUGGCUGUUCAGGGAAGGGGUGAUGUUUGUGACCUUGGCUGCCUCGAUCUUCAGCCUGCUGCUGAUAGCAGUGGAGCGCUACACCGCUAUGAUGAAGCCGCUGCACCAGAAGUCAGCCAGGAAGACAUGUCGUAUCUACGGCCUGGUGGCGCUGUGCUGGAUCCUGGCCUUUGCCAUCGGCUUCCUCCCCCUGCUGGGAUGGAACUGCGUGUGCAGCCUGGAGAGCUGCUCCACCCUGCUGCCGCUCUACUCCAAGAGCUACAUCUUCUUCUCUCUGCUCAUCUUCUCCCUCAUCCUGCUGGCCAUCGGUGUGCUCUACGGCGCCAUCUACUGCCACGUGCGCAGCAGCGCCAAGGUGGGAUCCCAGCGCAGCCGCAAGCGAUCCCUGGGGCUCCUGAAGACGGUAAUCUCCAUUGUGGGUGUGUUCAUCAUGUGCUGGGGCCCUCUGUUCGCCCUGCUGCUGCUGGACUUUUUCUGUGUGUCGCGGCAGUGUGCUCCCCUCUUCAGUGCCGACUGGGUCAUUGCUCUGGCCGUGCUCAACUCUGCUCUGAACCCUGUCAUCUACGCCCUGGGUAGCACAGAGCUGAGGAAGGCCAUUGCAGGGCUGCUGUGCUGCUGCUGCCUCAGGGCAGGCCUCUGUCACCCUGAUGCCUUCGUAUCCAAGGAGACCAGCAGCACGGGGAGCACCAGGCAUAGUAGCCUGAGGAACAGUUUCAAUAAGGUCAGGAGUUUCAGUAUCAGCCCCCCGCCUGCACCCAAGGCCCCCAAGAAGAGCCGUCUCAGCUCCACCACCAGCUGCCUGUCUGUGUCGAGCGGUUAGACCACAAAGGGCUGCCUGGGGCAGACGUAGAUGCGAAAGAGAGCUCUCUUUGUGUGUGUGUGUGUGUGUGUGUGUGUGUGUGUGUGCGGGUCUGUGGGUGUGGGUCUGUGUGUUGGAAUUUAGAGAAAGCCCGCUAGCACAAGGCUAGCAUUUUUCAAAACAGGGUAGUAGAAAAUGUAUCUCAUUGGCACAACCAUGAUACAACUAUGAAGAUACGGCCUUGUUACAGCCUAGAUACAAGCAUGAUGCAGCCAUGAAGAAACUAUGAAGAUACAGCCUUGAUACAACCAUGAUACAGCCUUGAUACAGCCUAGAUACAGCAUUGAUACAACUAUGAAGAUACAGCCUUGAUACAACCAAGAUACAGCCUUGAUACAGCCUAGAUACAGCCUUGAUACAACUAUGAAGAUACAGCCUUGAUACAACCAAGAUACAGCCUUGAUACAGCUUUGAUACAACUAUGAAGAUACAGCCUUGAUACAGCCUAGAUACAGCCUUGAUACAACUAUGAAGAUACAGCCUUGAUACAGCCUAGAUACAGCCUUGAUACAACUAUGAAGAUACAGCCUUGAUACAGCCUAGAUACAGCCUUGAUACAACUAUGAAGAUACAGCCUUGAUACAGCCAUAAUACAACCAUGAUACAGCUUUGAUACAAGGCUAACGGUUUUCUCUGUAAUUAGUUUUGUUCAUUUUUUUGCCUUGUCAUCAGAUCAGGACGUGGCACAUACUGAUAAAGUUUAUUUUAUGUUAUACAUUACAAAAAAAACUUUAAAGAGUUGUUCAAGAUUUCUUAUAAAAGAAGCAUUAUAGAAGCUUUAUUUUGUUUCACUGUUUGAGCCUCAUACACUACAUGACCAAAAGUAUGUGGACACCUACUAGCAAUGCCGACGCUUGGAAAUGUGCGUGGUGAUCUUAGGCUUUUGUACAGCUGCUCGGCCAUUGAAACCCAUUUCAUGAAGCUCCCGAUAAACAGUUAUUGUGCUCAAAUUGCUUUCAGAGGCAGUUUGGAACUCGUAGUGAGGUAUUGCAACCAAGGACAGACGAUUUUUAAACGCUACGCGCUUCAACACUCGGCGGUCCUAUUCUGUGGACUUGUGUGGCCUACCACUUAGCUGCUGAGCCGUUGUUGCUCUUAGAUAUUUCCACUUCACAAUAACAGCACUUAUAGUUGACCGGGGCAGCUCUAGCAGGGUAGAAAUUUGGUGAACUGACUUGUUGGAAAGGUGGCAUCCUAUGACGGUGCAACGUUGAAAGUCACUGAGCUCUUCAGUAAGGCCAUGCUACUGUCAAUGAUUGUCUAGGGUGAUUGCAUGGCUGUGUGCUUGAUUUUAUACACCUGUCAGGAAUGGGUGUGGCUGAAAUAGCCAAAUCCACUAAUUUGAAGGCGUGUCCACAUACUUUUGUAUAUAUAGUGUAUGUAUUGUACAAAACUAUAGAGUUUUAUUCAUUUUUUUGAUGGUCACAGUACAUCUUAUGUAUAAAUAAAUGUUUUUAAAUCAUAUAAUA
Molecule: messenger RNA, 3014 nt
Organism: Oncorhynchus keta (chum salmon)
Lineage: Eukaryota; Metazoa; Chordata; Actinopteri; Salmoniformes; Salmonidae
Product: sphingosine 1-phosphate receptor 4-like
Exons: 2
Coding region: 301-1506 (401 amino acids)
Biological process (GO): G protein-coupled receptor signaling pathway
Cellular component (GO): membrane
Molecular function (GO): sphingosine-1-phosphate receptor activity
Source: RefSeq, a predicted model, not a curated record